Syngnathus acus (greater pipefish) is the source of this 1252-nucleotide messenger RNA. RefSeq lists its product as uncharacterized. Bases 105 to 1028 code for a protein of 307 amino acids. The transcript has 8 exons. Gene Ontology annotation, molecular function: RNA endonuclease activity. NCBI's taxonomy places the organism in Eukaryota, Metazoa, Chordata, Actinopteri, Syngnathiformes, Syngnathidae. The record is from RefSeq and is a predicted model, not a curated record.
ACGUAACAUGAUUGACAGAUAAACUAACUGCGCAUGAAACGGUGCGGUGCUUUUCCGCCCCAGUCCAAAGAUGAGAGUCAAGUCUAUCACUUCUUAAUUCAACAAUGGCAAGACGCUGCAAGUAUACGCCAAUACUUGGGAACGUUAUUGACCCUUUCAAUAGAAGUCAUGUGGCAAAUCAGGAGUUGACUGAUGUGUUAAAUGAACUGUGGCGUCUGGACGUCAACCGGCUCAAACCCGGGACUGAUUACAUCAUUGACCCUCAGGGGCGAGCCGGCUACGUGGCUCAGGGCAGCAACUAUGCGAGGGAUCGUGCCAGAGCACCACUCUUCAAAUACGUCGACGAGGAUAAACUGAAGAGCAUCGAGACAUACGCACAUUUUAUCAACUUGCUGGACAACUACGAGAUGUCGACGGGUGUGUCGGAGUCGGUGACCCAUCAGGAGCUUCAGGAGAACCGCAAGUUCCUGGAUGCUAUCCUGGAGACGGAAGUCAUGAAGUUCGCUCACCAGUACCUGGUUAAGAAGAGAGUGUCACCUCCGGAUGUGGUGCGAUUCAAGAAGCAACUCUUCGACAUCUGGUUCCGCCUGUAUCAUCGUGACAGGCGCGGAGGGAAGGACUCGUGCGGGUUCGAGCAUGUGUUUGUGGGCGAGACCAAGCAGGGGCAGGAUAUUACAGGCCUUCACAACUGGGUGCAGUUCUACCUGCAGGAGAAGCAUGGCCACAUCGAUUACAAAGGUUACAAAGCGCGGGACAACAAAAACACCCCUGACGAGGACGACCACGUGCUCAACUUGCAGUUCAGUUGGAAGGGCCUGGUCAAGCCAGUGGGUGGCUCUUUCGUGGGGGUCAGUCCCGAAUUGGAGGUGGCUUUUUUUACCAUCGUCUUCCUGGCGUCCAGAGACAAGAGCACUGUUUUGGAGGUGAAGGUGGAUGAAUACGUGCUGGAGCUCGUGGUCCACAGGCACAGACGCUCCAUCGGGUCAUCCUACCCCAAGCUCCUCAGCAGUAACCACCGUGACUUGUAACUUAUUUUGGUCACAUUCAUUUUUUUAACCCGCCAAAUUCUACACAGUUUUUUUACAUUUCUAUCAAUCUAUUCAAAAUAAAAUAAUAACUUUUUGCUAAAAUGAAAUUAUAAUGUAUGAAUCGGUAUUCACUGUAUUUAACCGUGUGGAUCGUUAAUAUCAUCAUCCAAGGUUAUCGUUGUCCUUGUAUGGUGUCAGCCACAACAAACAAUAAAGUGAAAGUU